Equus caballus (horse) is the source of this 6166-nucleotide messenger RNA. RefSeq names its product solute carrier family 9 member A4 (gene SLC9A4). Lineage: Eukaryota; Metazoa; Chordata; Mammalia; Perissodactyla; Equidae. Gene Ontology annotation, biological process: proton transmembrane transport; regulation of intracellular pH; sodium ion import across plasma membrane. Gene Ontology annotation, molecular function: potassium:proton antiporter activity; sodium:proton antiporter activity. Gene Ontology annotation, cellular component: plasma membrane. The record is from RefSeq and is a predicted model, not a curated record.
CAUCACAAAAGCCAAAUCAGAGGAAAUAAUUAAGUGUAGCUCAAGAGCUACCUGCAGCCUUGACCAUUCAAAACAAGCGAGCAAGCACAGGGAGGAGAGGAGGAGCAGGUGCGGGACAAGUAGCUCCUUCCCAGGAUCCAGUAGAGAGGGAAGGAUUCCCUUCCUGGUUAGAAGGACUCCACUGAUAUCUGGAAGGAGCACCGUGGAGUCCUUUUCAAUUGUCACUCACGAGAUGAAACCAGUGUGCAGCGAAGCGAAGAAACGGCUUUGAAUGAAGAGAGAUUUUCCCCUUCAUAAACUGCUCAUCACAUCAUGAGUGGAUGAUGGUCACACAGGUAGAUCCCCGGGCUUUGACGAGUCUAUUCAAUGAUUGAUUGUAUUUGAGCCAGAGGCUGAGCUGCCUGAACACAAAUCCUCUAAUUAUGAUUUGAAAGCAUCUAUACUCGGAACUCAGUGGCACACUUGGACUCUUCUUGGAAGGACCCACGGACUGUACGUAUGCUACCUUUGACCCAGAUGGACGCCGCCGCUCUCUAGAAACCCUGCUGACUUCAGAUGUGUGGCGUACAGUGGCACACAGGGUAGGACGAGCCCACAGCAUGGGUUUUCAGGUGUUUGUGGCUUUCGGUCCUUGGAAUUUGUUGCUAUUGCUGGUAGCCCUGGAGUGUUCUGAAGCAUCUUCUGAUCUGAACGAAUCCACAAAUUCCACCACCCGGCAUGAACCUAAUGUUCAGUUUGCUGCUGCCAGCUCAGAGCCGGAUGAGAACAUACCUGUUUUUGUACUGGAUUAUGACUAUGUGCAAAUUCCUUAUGAGGUCACCCUCUGGAUACUUCUAGCAUCUCUUGCAAAAAUAGGCUUCCAUCUUUACCGCAGACUGCCAGGCCUCAUGCCAGAAAGCUGCCUCCUCAUCAUCGUUGGAGCUCUGGUGGGUGCCAUCAUCUUUGGCACCGAUCACAAAUCACCUCCAGUCAUGGAUUCAAGCAUCUACUUCUUAUAUCUCCUUCCACCCAUCGUCCUGGAGAGUGGUUACUUUAUGCCCACUCGGCCCUUCUUUGAGAAUAUCGGCUCCAUCCUGUGGUGGGCAGGCCUGGGGGCCCUGAUCAACGCCUUCGGCAUUGGCCUCUCCCUCUACCUCAUCUGCCAGAUCAAGGCCUUUGGCCUCAGCGAUGUCAACCUGCUUCAGAACCUGCUGUUUGGCAGCCUGAUCUCAGCCGUGGACCCAGUGGCUGUGCUGGCUGUGUUCGAGGAGGCGCGUGUGAAUGAACCGCUCUACAUGAUGAUCUUCGGGGAGGCCCUUCUCAAUGAUGGCAUUAGCGUGGUCUUAUAUAAUAUCUUAAUUGCCUUCACAAAGAUGCAUAAAUUUGAAGACAUAGAACCUGUUGACAUUUUGGCUGGAUGUGCCCGAUUCGUUAUUGUGGGGGUUGGGGGAGUAUUUUUCGGCAUCAUUUUUGGAUUCAUUUCUGCGUUUAUCACACGUUUCACUCAGAACAUCUCUGCAAUUGAACCACUCAUCGUCUUCAUGUUCAGCUAUUUGUCUUACUUGGUUGCUGAGACGCUCUAUCUCUCUGGCAUCCUAGCAAUCACAGCCUGCGCGGUGACAAUGAAGAAGUACGUAGAGGAAAACGUGUCCCAGACAUCCUACACCACCAUCAAGUAUUUCAUGAAGAUGCUGAGCAGUGUCAGCGAGACCCUGAUCUUCAUCUUCAUGGGCGUGUCCACCGUUGGGAAGAACCACGAGUGGAACUGGGCCUUCAUCUGCUUCACCCUGGUCUUCUGCCAGGUCUGGAGAGCCAUCAGCGUAUUUGCUCUCUUCUAUGUCAGUAACCAGUUUCGGACUUCCCCCUUCUCCAUCAAGGACCAGUGCAUAAUUUUCUACAGUGGUGUUCGAGGAGCCGGAAGUUUUUCACUUGCAUUUUUGCUUCCUCUGUCUCUUUUUCCUAGGAAGAAAAUGUUUGUCACUGCUACUCUAGUAGUUAUUUAUUUUACUGUAUUUAUUCAGGGAAUCACAAUUGGCCCUCUGGUCAGGUACCUGGACGUUAAAAAGACUAAUAAAAAAGAAUCCAUCAAUGAGGAGCUUCAUAUCCGUUUGAUGGAUCACUUGAAGGCCGGAAUUGAAGAUGUGUGUGGGCAAUGGAGCCACUACCAAGUGAGAGACAAGUUUAAGAAGUUUGAUCACAGAUAUUUACGGAAAAUCCUAAUCCGAAAGAACCUGCCAAAAUCAAGCAUUGUUUCUUUAUACAAGAAGCUGGAAAUGAAACAAGCCAUCGAGAUGGUAGAGACUGGGAUACUGAGUUCUACAGCCUUUUCUGUACCCCAGCUGGCCCAGAGGAUACAAGGAACCAAAAGGCUUUCCCCUGAAGAUGUGGAGUCCAUGAGGGACCUUCUGACACACAACAUGUACCAAGUUCGACAAAGGACCCUGUCCUACAACAAAUAUAACCUCAAACCCCAAACAAGUGAGAAGCAGGCUAAAGAGAUUCUGAUCCGCCGCCAGAACACCUUGAGGGAGAGUAUGCGGAAAGGCCACAGCCUGCCCUGGGGAGAGCCGGCCGGUGCCAAAAACAUCCGCUACCUCUCCUUUCCCUACGGCCAUCCUCAGCCAGCAAGCAGACACAGGAGGGUUGCUGAGUUCACAGACAAUGACAGCAGUGACUCAGAACGCCCAUCCAUCAUGUUCAAAGAACACUCUCAAAGAGAUUUGCCUCAAGAAAGAUACCCAACACAAGAAAUAAUCCCGAUGAAGAGUUUAUACAGAGGAAGGAAGCCGACCAACUUCCGUUAUCAAAGAAAUACAAGCCAAGAAGAGCAUGUUGGCCAAGGAAGAAGGGCAGCUUUAAGGCCCAAACCACUGUUUCGUGCAGUAGAUGAGGAGUACGAAUCUGGAGAGGAGAGUGCGGAAGAGGCAUCAGCGAUUGGGCCCGGAUGGCCACCUGAGCACAGACCCAGCAGGGAGCACCACAAGUCCCACAGUCCUUUGCUUAGAAGAAAAUAGCUUUAUUGUCCGCAAGAUUGUUUCUGUGUUUUUCAGGAGCCUGUCUUCCUAUUAUUGUCAAAGAAGGAUUUUCAGAGUUCUGAAGAAAGCUACCGAGUUUUCCUUUUUUGAAGAUAUCAGACAUGCAUCUACACCAGGCCGGGAGAUUUUUCGGAGGCCUGAGAGCAACUUGUAGGCUCUGCCGUUCGUAGCUGAUGUACUUAGUAGAUGAAUUCCCUGUGAGGGAUAGAACUUAGUCACCCCCAAAAUUAUUCACUAUGAAUCACUAAGAGUGUGUGAUCCAUGUAAUUCAUUGAGAUACAAGCGUGAUUUGUCAGUAAUUCACCUUGACCAUAUGCAUGUGCGCCUUAUAAUCAAGUUAGAACUAGGAGAGGCCUUAGAAAUCGUCUGGUCCAACCACCUCUGUUUAUGGGUAAAAACACUUUGCCCAAGGUCACGUGGUGAGUUGCUGGCUUCACAAGCUAAUUGUCCUCCCUCCCAAGUGAAUACAUUCGAUUUGGAUUUUGAUAUGCACUAUGUAAUAAUUGUAUUUCUGAGGAGAGGCACCAUUUGUCAUCACAUUGCCAUAUUUAAUCAGUAGCAAUGACUGACAGAAGUGAUACAGACUAUAGGACUAAUCUGUGAACAGAUUAUUCUAGUAGAUUAAUCAGCAGUCUAUUUUCUAAUUGGAAUAUUUAUUUUAAAAAUAAAUAUUAGAAACAAAACAGCCAUAACGGGCUUUAACAGCAAUGACGCAGACGACAGGUAUUCGUGAGAUGCGCCGUGUAGGGUAUGAUAUCUUGCUCUAGGGUUUCUUUUCUAGACUAUAACAAUGUUUAUUAUUUUUAGACCAUUAUCUAGUCAUUUUUUUAACCAACGUAUAGUUGACAUACAAUAUUCUGUUAGUUUCAGGCGUACCUCCUAAUGAUUCAACAUUUAUAUUCAUGACAAAAUGCUCACUACGGUAUGUCUAGUUACCAUCUGUCACCAUACAAAGUUACUGCAAUGUUAUUGACUACGUUCCCUAUGCCGUACAUUUCAUCCGUGUGACAUUUAUUCUAUAACUGGAAGCUCGUACCUCUUAGUCCCCUUCACCUGUUUCACCCAACUCCCCACCCCCUCUCCUCUGGCAACCACCAGUUUGUUCUCUGUAUCUAGAGCUAACAACUAUUUUCCAAUUUAAUUUUCCAUCCUCAACAUCCCCAAACGUGACCUUGAACUUGGACUCCAGCUCAUCAAUUUUGCUAGAUGGCUUUAUCUUUCCUCACUCCUUCCCCUCUCUUCCUCUACUGUCUCUUCUGGCCACCUAUAGAUUAACAAAUAUUUAUUAAGUGCUAUUUAUUAUGCCAAAUGGCUAAUCUAUAUUAAUCAAAUAAUCAUAAUAUUCUUUAUCAUUGCCAUUUUUGGUAUCUGUAACCAUUCCCAACUGAUUUAAUCCUAUUCAUCUUUAAAGGCCGUGACCCACUGCACUCUGCUCCCUAGGCCUGCCUUGAUCCCCUGGAUCAGAAGUGACCAAGUGAUCACUCUCCUCCUUGGAGCCCCACACCACUUCAGACGUGUCACAGAACUUCUCUGGGAAUUACGCUUAUGCAUGUGCGUGUGCAUCCGAUGGUCCGUGGUCAGACAGAUGAGGAGGAUAGUGUGUUCAUUUUAAUUUUUAUCCCUUCAUCAGCUGUAUCUUUUAUUUCUUGGCUUUAUCUUUCUUCUACUUUUUUUUUUUUUUAGCUUUUAUCAACUUUUUCUCUCAGUUAUUAUAGUAACUUGUACCUGGUAGAUUGUCUAUAAAUGUUGAAGUGACACGACAAUUUAGAGCUGGCAAGGACAUUAGAGAUGUUGUCAGAUAUUCUUAUUUUCCAGGUGACAAAAACAAGGUCUGGAGAAGCUACCUGGUGCCCGUUCAGGGUCUGCUUUGCCCUGAAGGGCGUGGGCUUGUCCUGUAGUAUAGCCCGUGGAUGCCAGUGACUGUCAAAGGACAUACGACUUUCCCUGGGUUUGUAUUUUUGUGAACGCCAUUCACUUAGGUUCCUCCUGCAGUGGAAGAAAUGGCUGUCAAAGGAGGCUGCUUGUCUUUCUUCUUCUGAAUCUGAAAUAGAAGACUGCUUAUGAGUUAUCAAGAAUACUUUGAUUUUAGUGAAAAUGACACACUACCAGAUAAUGGUAAUCAGCCCAAAGGGAUAGAAGCACCUAUAAAAUCCAGGGAUCUCUGGGUUCUCCUUUUUCUUUAAACAAAUAAGCAGUCAAAGUAACAGAAAAAACUUUAUGCUCCAUGAGGGGGAGUCAGUGAGUCAUAAUCCUUAAACUGUAGAUGGAGAUACAGAGACAGAGAGGAGUCGUCAGAAAUCACCUUUCCAAAGCCAUCUGUAAAGCUGAUUCUCGAGAAGUGAAGAGCGCCUGUGUCCCUUGCUGGACUCUCCACAGAACAGCAGAAAUCCACACUGUGAAAGCCCCUACGCAGAGUAGCCAGCAAGGGCCAAGGAUUAGUGGAGUCUGUCUGACUCUCCUGUUUUUCUCUGAGAUGCUGGUGCCUUUUCAGAAAAGGGGGGCGGGAUUUAGUGAGUACUUCGGAACUUGCCCCUUUAAUUAGUAGAAGCCACAAUAGAGUCGUUUGCCCCGAGGUCAUUUGUUCUUGUAGACACUGCCUCGACCGAGUCUGGGAAGAGGUCCUGGAGCUCCCACCUGAAAGGCGAGGCAGAUUGAGGGCCCUCACCACCCGUCCUGGCAGCUCUCAUAGACUUGCAGACCUCCUGGAGGAAAUGUCCUCUUUGUUUAUCAUCCAGGAUUUUUUCAAAGUGCAGUGUGAUCUGAUCUUCAUUCCAUCAGCCACAGCCCGCUUUGGGGAUUGGUUGAGAGUGUCAUGGAUGCUGCCCCAGAAUGGUCUUGGGUACCGGUUUCACAUGAUGAGUUUUUCCAACAGGCACCUAGCAGUGCAGCAGAGAAAGUUUCCUCUUGAGUGUGAGGACGAUCUGGUUCUUGUUCCCUACUCACCUUGGGGUGGGGAUGGGGUCCCAUGAGGGGUGCCCUCCUGGGUCUGGCUGCUGUCCUCUGAGCCAUCCACCUUCUCUGCCAGUGGUAGAAUUUGCCCUUUUACUUCUUCAACUUUUACAACUUCAAAAAAUUGGACACACAACCCACAAAGUCCUAAUUUCCCUCUGUAAGCUUUUUGUUUGUUUUGUUUUGUGUUUUACUUUCUCAAA